Messenger RNA from Xiphias gladius (swordfish), 1793 nucleotides. RefSeq names its product RNA binding motif protein 41 (gene rbm41). The transcript is spliced from 7 exons. Gene Ontology annotation, cellular component: U12-type spliceosomal complex. Gene Ontology annotation, biological process: mRNA splicing, via spliceosome. NCBI's taxonomy places the organism in Eukaryota, Metazoa, Chordata, Actinopteri, Istiophoriformes, Xiphiidae. Gene Ontology annotation, molecular function: pre-mRNA intronic binding; U12 snRNA binding. The record is from RefSeq and is a predicted model, not a curated record. The coding region runs from base 257 to 1633 and encodes 458 amino acids.
AGGGGGGGGGGAAUCAUGCAGCAUUUUAGGACUUUUGUGGAUUUCCAUUGAGAAACAACCCCCAAAAAAAGCACCAUCUAUAGGCUUUUUUUUCUUUUAGUUGUUAUCAUUUCUGCACUAAAAACAGCUCAGGUGGCUCUGUUUUCGCUCCCGAAAUGCUCCGCAUCCGCGUUUCCGUAUUAUCUCCGUCGCGUGUGACCACGAACCGGAGCUCGAAGUUCAUUGCGGUUCAAGUCGGGGUUCGACUACAUUCCCCAUGUUUCCCCGGGCGCCGGAACUGGAGGCACAAAGCGGAAGCAUGCGAAGGGUGAGCCGGCAAACCUGUGAGGAUGGUCCGCUGCUGGAGGAGCAGGAGACGGAGGGCCAGCGGCAGCUGCACAGCCUCCUGCUGCAGCAGCUCCACACUGACGUUGACAUCGACCGAUGUGUAGCCAAGAGGCAGUGCUUCGCCCCAGCAGCGCUCUACCGGCCGUUUGGGGAGCAGGCCGCCGGAGUUAGGAGCCUGUCCCAGUUCCAGGCCCUGCAGGACGGGGAGAGGGAGCUGGCCAGCCUGCGGGAGCUGGGCCUCACUGAAGCUGAGAUCCAGCUGUGGCAGAGCAGAGACGCACCAGAGGCAGCGGAGAAGUCCCAUGGAGUGUGCGCAGCUCCGGGGGCGAAGCAGCAGCGCCUGCAGGCGAUCAGAGACAAGAUUGAAGCCAGGGCAGAGCUCCUGUCCCGCCCACAGCGCUUCGCCACCAGCCGGCCACUGUCACGCCGGGAGAUGGAGAUUGAACGAGCGCUGUUCCAGGGAACGGACCGCCUGGGUUUCCUCACCGCGCUUUACCAUCGAGAUGAAGAUAAACAGGAGGACCAGCAGGGGGCAUCCUCCUCUGAUCCAAUGGACGCUCUCUAUAAAGACGUUCUCAGCAAGGAGAGACAGCAAGCUUCACUACAGGACUCUGAGGGAAAGACAGCUGCAGCACACAGCACCAAGCCGGGCACCGACCAAUCACAGAACUCACAGACAGACAAUGACCAAUCUGAAGACACGGCCGCGCGUCAAUCGGAAGCGCAGGGUGAAAAGAGAUCAUCGGGCGCGCCAGAGUCAAGUUCAGAUACGUCAGAGCAGCAGCACAGUCAGGACCUACAGGGCCGAACACGACUGGCCGCUCCAACAAAGAUAGAAAUAAGCCAGCCAAUCGGCAGUCUGCGUGGAGCGGUGAAGGCGGGGUCAGGGGGGCCGCUGACUGUCAGAGGGGAGAUUGAGACAAUUACAGACGAGGAAAUCCUGCAGAACCGUGAAUCCGAGGAAGGGAUCCGGACAAUCCCGAGGUUCCGAAACUACCAGCCGGGAAAACCCUCCAAGGUGCUGUGUGUGAAGAACCUGAGUGUGCAGGCGUCGGUGGCCCAGCUGGUGGCGCUGUUCUCCAGGUUCGAGCCGGAGACCGGGCCCCCAGUCAUCUACCGCCUGCUGACUGGAAGGAUGAAGGGUCAGGCCUUCAUCGCUCUGCCAGAUGCUGAAACGGCCCAGAAAGCCUUGCUGUUGGUCCAUGGAUACCGGUUGCUAGGGAAACCUUUGGUGGUUGAGUUUGGCCGUGAGCGACAGGAAGAGGAGAAACAGAAGGAGAAGGAGGUGCAGGAAGAAAAGAAAUGAAAAACAAAAACAUGUUUAUUCAGAGCAGCAAGGUGGAUCCUCCAGAGCUGUGAAUAACAGGCGGAGACGAAUGUUAUUGUAUGUUAUUUAUUUUUUUCUGAAUAUAAAGUGGUCAUCUUUGCCAGUUUCAUAUUAAUAAAUGUCUGUUUUACAUGUUUUA